AUCUGUGCGCAACUGCCUGUAUUUUUCAUGAUCACCUUCAACCCUGAUGAAGAAUUUGAAAACCUGUGGCGGAUUUCAAGGUGCCUGAUGCCACUCCAACAGGCUGCUGCAGAUUCACAUGGUGUUGUCUACGAUCUUUCUGGAGUCAUUUUCAACAAUCGAGAGAUAGGACACUUCAUUGCUGGCUACACUCUGGACCAGAAGAAAGUAUUUGCAUACAAUGAUAUGGAGGAUGGUGGCAGAGCAAAAUUGAUUAAGGGAGCUACUAUCUCAUCCCAUAUGGCUGACACCCUCAUGAAGCUACAGGGAGUCUCUGAAGGUGCAGGAAAAGGAGCACUCGCUCGCCAUGACAAAUUUUGGUAUCCUGUCAGACUCAUUCAAUUUCAUGGAGAGACAGAUGCAUGGAAAGUGUGGUGGUGGCAUGAAUGUAGGUUUCCUGCAGAUAGACCUUUGGAUCCACAGGUUGUUGUUCAAACAAGAAAUAUGGUCAAUGAGUUAUGGCAAGACAGGGCCAGGAGGCAUGCAAUUUGGUUUGGUCAGUGGACACAUGUGCAUGAUAUUUCUGUCAGUGAAGAUAUAAUC
This is a messenger RNA of Suillus fuscotomentosus, 582 nucleotides long. RefSeq lists its product as uncharacterized. The record is from RefSeq and is a predicted model, not a curated record. Lineage: Eukaryota; Fungi; Basidiomycota; Agaricomycetes; Boletales; Suillaceae. The transcript has 3 exons. The annotation marks the transcript as partial.